Molecule: messenger RNA, 1633 nt
Organism: Clarias gariepinus (North African catfish)
Lineage: Eukaryota; Metazoa; Chordata; Actinopteri; Siluriformes; Clariidae
Gene: ppp1r27b
Product: protein phosphatase 1, regulatory subunit 27b
Exons: 3
Coding region: 124-630 (168 amino acids)
Molecular function (GO): phosphatase binding
Source: RefSeq, a predicted model, not a curated record
CAGCUCAUGAGACAGCACACAGCGAGAGGACCUGAAGCUCUCAGCAUCAGACAACAAGCAACCCAAAGCCUAGUCCGAGCAGGAUUCUGAAGACGAUCCAUACAACGAACUUUCCUCAAGAGGAUGAUGAAGUACUACCAGUGCCCAGUGACCCAGAGCGUGACCUACGAGGGAUGCAACACCAAACCAGGGAGUCCGCUGCCCUGCUUUCCUUCACGCAAGUCUGUAAAACCUGUCCGCAACGUCCACUUCCCCAAUGACGUGGUCUUCCAGGAUUACGUCCGUCAGGGAGAGCUGGAGAGGAUCGGGCGCUUUAUUCGGACCAGAAGGGUGACCCUGGACACAAUGUACCCUUCAGGCAUGGCAGCCAUCCAUGAGGCAGUACUCUCUGGGAACCUGGAGUGUGUGAAGCUGCUGGUGAAAUACGGCGCCGACAUCAUGCAGAGAGACGAGGACGGUUGGACGCCGCUCCACAUGGCCUGCAGCGAUGGAUUCCCACACAUCGCCAAGUUCCUGCUUUCUCUUGGCGCUGACCCAGAGGCGGAAAACGACUGCGGAGAAAAACCCGCCGACCUCAUCGACACCUACUGCAAAGAGCUGGUCGAGAUGUUCGGCGUCGGAGGAGACUGAACCUGGGGUGCGUCUGUCUGGUGCAUCGACUCAGCUCAAGCUUUCUUCUUCGUCUCAUGAUGACGGAGAGUGACCCAGGGUGUAACCGCUGCUACGUCCAGCUCUUGUGGGGAACGAGAUCUUCUGGACGUCAGUGUAGGUCUGAUGGUGUAGAACUGCAGACGUGGAGUCUCGAACGUGGGAGUUCAUGCAGAGAGACGCAUUUCUCCCACUGGGGGACGAGAAACAAUGUGACUGUUUUUUAAUAUAAGUGUAUGCGUUUUAUUAUAUAUCUUACAGCUCGGUGCAAAGGUUUGUCCCCCAGGGCAAUGCAAAAGUAAGAGGUUUGUUGUGUAGCAAAUGCUUUUUUUUUUUUUGCUAGAUAAAUUGUAUAAAAGAGGUACACUUUAUUUCAUACUCCUGUAUUAUCGUUACUUUAUUAUUGUUGAUGUUAACUGUACAAUACUUAUUUUUAUUUCUACUUUGCAUGACCCAAAUUCUUGUGCUUUUAUACCUUGUUUUUUGACGUAAAUAUUUUGACUAUUACACUAAAUCAUCCUUCUUGCUUUAUCACAUCCGCUUUGUUUAAUCUGCAUCGGUUGAAUCCAAGAUAGAAUCACAUCCACUAUUUUAUUACAUUAAAUAUUAAAUAUUAUUAAAUAUUGCUUGUAUUUAUUUGUUCUAAAUGAACACAUAAAUACAAACUCAGUGUGUGCAAACUCAUUGCAAAAGUUUGCGCCCCCCUCAGGACUGACAAGGGUGCAGUGCAAAAGUUUGCGCCCCCCUCAGGACUGGCAAGGGUGCAGUGCAAAAGUUUGCGCCCCCCUCAGGACUGACAAGGGUGCAAUGCAAAAGUCAGAGGUUUGAUGAGGGUUGUUGUGUGAUAAUAUGUAUAUGAAAUGUUUUUUAUAUAUAUAUUAUUAUUGUGGUAGAUAAAUUUUAUAAAAGAUUUUUUUAUUACAUUUUUAUUAUAACAUUGCAUUAUUAUUCUUGUUGUUAAUUGUACAAUACUUAUUUUUAUUUU